This is a messenger RNA of Exophiala bonariae, 1578 nucleotides long. RefSeq names its product anthranilate synthase component 1 (gene TRP2). The transcript has a single exon. Gene Ontology annotation, biological process: L-tryptophan biosynthetic process. The record is from RefSeq and is a predicted model, not a curated record. NCBI's taxonomy places the organism in Eukaryota, Fungi, Ascomycota, Eurotiomycetes, Chaetothyriales, Herpotrichiellaceae. Gene Ontology annotation, molecular function: anthranilate synthase activity. The coding region runs from base 1 to 1578 and encodes 525 amino acids.
AUGCAGGCGCAAAUCCAACCUUCACUUGAGGAGGUGACCUCUAUCCUUGGCAAAUCGAAAUCAGCUCAAUAUCCUCCGAACCUCGUUCCGUUAAGCGCUCAAAUCGCUGCCGACCUUUUUACACCGACGCAAGCAUACCUCAAGGUUUCACAGAAUUCGAAAUUGUCCUUUCUGUACGAGAGCGCAGCCACGACUGGAACAAUUGGACGAUAUAGCUUUGUGGGAGCAAAUCCUCUCAAAGUGAUCAAGUCGGGCCCUGGCCAUGGCCCAGAAGAAGAUCCCCUUCCGAGACUCGAGCAAGAACUCUCUCAGUAUCGAGUUGCAACGGUUCCUUCACUUAGAUUGCCACCUUUGACGGGUGGUGUGAUAGGCUAUGUUGGCUAUGAUUGCGUGCGAUAUUUCGAGCCGAAAACCGCUCGUCCUAUGAAGGAUGUACUCAAGCUACCUGAGAGUUUCUUCAUGCUCUACGACACGAUUGUGGCGUUUGACCACUUCUUCAACGUCUGCAAAGUGAUCACGUACCUAAGAGUACCAACCACGGAUUCGGUCCAAGAUCUCGCCGAGGCUUACGCCAAAGCCUCUGAGACAAUUCAGAAGACUAUAUCAGUACUUCAGGCCGAGCAUAUACCACUUCCCCAUCAGCCACCCAUCGCUCGAAAUCAGCCGUCAAAGUCCAAUGUCGGCCAGACAGGAUACGAAGCACAUGUCACAAAUCUCAAGAAACAUGUCUCGGUCGGCGACAUUAUCCAGGCCGUGCCAUCCCACCGAAUAUCUCGGCCCACGACCCUGCACCCUUUCAAUAUAUACCGCCAUUUACGGACCGUAAAUCCAUCCCCUUAUCUAUUCUACAUUGACUGCGAGGAUUUCAGUAUCGUCGGAGCAUCACCAGAGCUAUUGGUGAAGGAAGAAGCAGGUCGUAUCAUUACUCAUCCGAUCGCAGGAACGGUCAAGAGAGGUCGGGAUCCCGAGGAAGAUGACGCCCUUGCCGAUGAAUUGAGGAACAGUCUCAAGGACAGGGCUGAACAUGUCAUGCUUGUUGACUUGGCCAGAAACGAUGUGAAUCGUGUAUGCGACCCACUGUCUACCAGAGUCGACCGACUCAUGGUGGUAGAGAGAUUUAGUCACGUCCAGCACCUUGUCAGUCAGGUUUCUGGAGUUCUAAGACCAGGCGAAGAUCGAUUUUCGGCGUUCCGCAGCAUUUUCCCGGCUGGGACGGUUUCCGGCGCACCAAAAGUACGAGCCAUGGAGCUCAUCGCGGAAUUGGAAGGCGAAAAGAGAGGCGUCUAUGCUGGCGCCGUUGGCUACUUUGGGUUCUCACGGGUUUCGUCAGAUGGCUCCACAAUCGAGGAUGAAGGUGCUAUGGACACUUGCAUUGCCCUACGGACGAUGGUGGUCAAGGAUGGCGUUGCAUAUCUACAAGCUGGAGGUGGGAUUGUUUUUGAUAGUGUUGAGGAGGACGAAUGGAUCGAGACUAUGAACAAACUGGGUGCAAAUAUUAGAACCAUUGAAGAAGCAGAAAAGAAGUAUCUUGCACUGGAGCAGGCUGGCAAUGGUCAUGCCAAUGGUAUUUCCAAAUAG